Messenger RNA from Vidua macroura (Pin-tailed whydah), 1708 nucleotides. RefSeq names its product SRY-box transcription factor 9 (gene SOX9). Lineage: Eukaryota; Metazoa; Chordata; Aves; Passeriformes; Viduidae. Gene Ontology annotation, cellular component: nucleus. The record is from RefSeq and is a predicted model, not a curated record. Gene Ontology annotation, molecular function: RNA polymerase II cis-regulatory region sequence-specific DNA binding; DNA-binding transcription factor activity, RNA polymerase II-specific. Gene Ontology annotation, biological process: chondrocyte differentiation; morphogenesis of an epithelium; heart development.
AACUUCUGGCGGUUUUUCCCCCUCCUCUCCGCCGCCGGUGGAGACUUUGUUUCUCCGAGUUUUUACUUUUUUAACGCGUCCCUGCCCCUUAGCGCCUAACUUUUUUAUAUAUUUUUUUUUUAUUAUUAUUAUUAUUAAUUUUUUUUUCGUCCCCUUGUUCCCCCUCGGCCACUUUCUCGCAUGAAUCUCCUCGACCCUUUCAUGAAAAUGACAGAAGAACAGGACAAAUGUAUCUCCGACGCCCCCAGCCCCACCAUGUCGGAUGACUCCGCCGGGUCCCCCUGCCCCUCUGGAUCCGGCUCGGACACGGAGAACACCAGACCCCAAGAGAACACCUUCCCCAAGGGGGACCCGGACCUGAAGAAGGAGAACGACGAGGACAAGUUCCCGGUGUGCAUCCGGGAGGCGGUGAGCCAGGUGCUGAAGGGCUACGACUGGACCCUGGUGCCGAUGCCGGUGCGGGUGAACGGCUCCAGCAAGAACAAGCCGCACGUCAAGAGACCCAUGAACGCCUUCAUGGUGUGGGCGCAGGCGGCCCGCAGGAAGCUGGCGGACCAGUACCCGCAUCUGCACAACGCCGAGCUCAGCAAGACCCUGGGCAAGCUCUGGAGGCUGCUGAACGAGAGCGAGAAGCGCCCGUUCGUGGAGGAGGCCGAGCGGCUGCGGGUGCAGCACAAGAAGGACCACCCCGACUACAAGUACCAGCCCCGGCGGAGGAAGUCGGUGAAGAACGGGCAGGCGGAGCAGGAGGAGGGCGCGGAGCAGACCCACAUCUCCCCCAACGCCAUCUUCAAGGCGCUGCAGGCGGACUCGCCGCAGUCCUCCUCCAGCAUCAGCGAGGUGCACUCGCCCGGGGAGCACUCGGGCCAGUCCCAGGGGCCCCCCACGCCGCCCACCACGCCCAAGACGGACCCGCAGCCGGGCAAGCAGGACCUGAAGCGGGAGGGCCGCGCGCUGGGCGAGGGCGGCCGGCAGCCGCCGCACAUCGACUUCCGCGACGUGGACAUCGGCGAGCUGAGCAGCGACGUCAUCUCCAACAUCGAGACCUUCGACGUCAACGAGUUCGACCAGUACCUGCCGCCCAACGGGCACCCCGGGCAGCCCGGCCAGGUCGCCUACACGGGCAGCUACGGCAUCAGCGGCGCCGCGGGCACGCCGGCGGGCGUGUGGAUGUCCAAGCAGCAGCCGCCGGCGCAGCUGCCGGCGCUGAGCGCCGAGCAGGGCCCGCAGCAGCAGCAGCAGCAGCAGCAAAGGACGCACAUCAAGACGGAGCAGCUGAGCCCCAGCCACUACAGCGAGCAGCAGCAGCACUCCCCGCAGCAGCAGCAGCAGCAGCAGCAGCAGCUGAGCUACGGCUCCUUCAACCUGCAGCACUACAGCUCGUCCUACCCCAGCAUCAGCCGCGCGCAGUACGAGUACGGCGAGCACCAGGGCUCCUCGGGCUCCUACUACAGCCACGCCGGCCAGGGCGGCGGGCUCUACUCCACCUUCAGCUACAUGAGCCCCACGCAGCGCCCCAUGUACACCCCCAUCGCCGACACGGCCGGGGUGCCCUCCAUCCCCCAGACCCACAGCCCGCAGCACUGGGAGCAGCCCGUCUACACGCAGCUCACCCGGCCCUAAGAGGCGAAGCGAGCGCGACGGGAGAAAGGAAGGAAAAAAAAAAAAAAAAAAAAUAAAAAGUAAAAAUAAUAAUAAAAAAAAAAAA